Messenger RNA from Symbiodinium sp. CCMP2456, 2865 nucleotides. The record is from the annotation of a GenBank genome assembly. Lineage: Eukaryota; Dinophyceae; Suessiales; Symbiodiniaceae.
AUGGCAAGGACUCCAGCGUCGCGCAACAUUGGUCGCGUGCUGGCGCUGCUGGCAUUGUUUUGGGCCUGUCAGCCAACCGUGCAGACAGUGCACACUGCCGUUGGAGCCCGGGCCGUCCCCUUUGCAAGGCCUCCUGCGGGCGCGUGGGCGCGUAAGCCCCUCAUUGCACGCAGGGCCACGAGCAAGGCUGAUGGCCAACAUAGUGAAGCUGACGACAAGGAAGAUGAUGAGGUGAGCAAGCUUGCCAAAGAACACGAUGAGGUUCAGAGCUACGACGCAGAUGAGGUGCUUCGAUGGGUCCGACAAGUCUCUCGCCCCAAGGACAUCGACGAGUUUGUGACUCAAGAGUACAUCGGGGAAACCCUGCUGGAGAAGAGCGCGGCAGAAUUGGACAGAAAGCUCAAAUUGCCAGACGGGCCAAGAGAGAGGCUGGUGAAGCACAUCAAGAAGCUGAAAGCGGCCGCCGCCGUCAGAGAUUUCAAGAAGAAGCUUGAAGAUGAAGGCGCUGAUGAGGAUCGAAUCACGAUGGUCGGUGACAUGCUGUCGGCGCUGGUGAAGCUGGAUGCAAAGACUGUGAUGAGUUCAGCUCUUGAGGAUCCAGAUGUCCAAUCGGUGUUGGAGCAGGCCUGUAACGCAACCAGAGACGAUGUGAACAGCUACGAACCACUUCAAGUAGCUGCAUGGAUUGCAGCAAACCUGGUUUCUGCCAAGUACGACGCUUCUGCGAUCCAACAGGCACUUGCGAAGCUGACUGGGAUGUUGCCUCGACAGCUGCUCGAAGUCACGCAAGGUGAGCUCGAGAGCCGGUACAAUCUAGAGGCUGCGAAAGCGAAGUUCCUGUUCAAUGCGGUUCAAGACUUAAGCGAUCCUUUGGUGUUGACCUUUCGGGACCUCGUGAACGACAGCAGCUAUCCAGAGUUCCAAUACAAGCGUGUUUGGGUGUACAGGCUCCUAACUGACAUACCAGAAUGUGGGUACAUUGAAGAUGCGCAGCUCUUGACAAGCACAGUCGGCGGCGAAGUGGUGGAUGUGGCAAUCGGCAGCAGGAAGGGCAAGCGCUGUAUUCCCGUCUUCUAUGGUGAAAGUGGCAGUGGGAAGACCCUUCAGUCUCAGCUUGCGCCAGCCCUGAAGUUAGGCAAUAAUUCCUGCAUAGUUCGCGUCUUCAGCAAGACUCUUGACGAUGACGACCCAAUCCUCGAGAACAUCAGGCACGAACAUGCGCAAGAGAACUGGCAGAAGCGCAAUGCCUUGUGCAAGAAUUGGACUCUCACCAUGCUCUUUGCACAGAUCAAGAGUGCUUUUUGGCCACAUGAUGAGGUGGUUGAGGCAUGGUUGGGCAAUUCAAGCCGGAACAAACAAGACCUUGGCACCAUCGUGUUUGUCAUUGAUGAGGUUAGCAAGUGCAUAGAACUGGCUCGCGGGAUCUCUGCAACGCAAACUGAUAUCUACACCACGCUAGAGCAGAAGUAUUGCCUCUCUGCUCAGCUUGUCAUGGCAGGAACGGCUGCUGCAUACAUUCUGGGCACUCCAGGUACAAGUGUGCUCAGUACCGAUCCAAAAAAGGUUUGCUUGACGCACGUUGGCCUCGUCCAAGGCUCGAAAUAUCUCGGCCGCCUGCUGACACAGUUAGACAACCAGACGGGCGUGCACUUGAAGGACUUGCAAGUCGCGUCCGUGCGCCCAUACCUCAGCAAUGCCCGAACGGCAUGGUUCCUGAUUGAAACGCUGCGGUGUUUUUUUUCUUGGGCACCAAAGGAUGUCAGCCGCAAGAUGGCAGGCUCAAUUUGGAAGCGCUACCCAGCAGCCACGGGCUGCUAUGUGCCCUUGAUGUACAGAACAACGAACGGCUUGCAGCGAUUGAAGACUGCUGAAGAGCGUGAAGGCAUUGCCAACCGGGCGCUCAAACUUUUGAUGCACGCCGACCUUCUGACACCAGACACGAUGCCGACGCUUCGGGAAGCUGUAGAGUGUGUAAGCCUUGGGCUGUGCAAUGUUUCAAAUUAUAGCCAAGCCCAAAGUCUCCUUGCUCAAGAUGGGCAAAGCAAGACGUAUCGGGAUGACCUCAUUUUCCAGUCUUCACCCGCUUUGGCGCACAUGCUGUUGGCAGCUUUCGAUGUGCCAGAGGUAGUCCCCCACCAGGACGGGGAUUCGCUGGAGGCAGUCAUAAUGGAAGCGGAAAGACGCUUCUCAGAGGUGCUGACUGGCCGGAAGGCCAUCGCGUUGACUCUACCGCAUGCGCUGCCUCCGCAGCUUAACCAGCAGAACAUGACAGGCCUGCCGCUAGAACAGUUUAAGGAGAUUCUGGCAGCAUUGAAAUCCAGCCAGACAGUGGUGCUGCGCAAUGGGCCCAGUGCUCAAGGUGCUGACAUUAUCGUUCUUCGGAGGAAGCAUGGAAGCAAUAUGCCCUUGGUUCGCCUGAUACAGGCGAAGAACAAAAACAAGAAAGCAGAUAUGCUUCCAGCUAUUUCAACACUGGGAGUCACAUGCAGCAACAAAACAGUCACAUGUCGCGCCUGGCAUCGAGCUGCACAAGUUCUUGGAUGGCUGUGCCGACUUGUGUCAGAGCAAGCUGGCCGUAAUGCGUUCGAGCUUGGGAAGUUCAAGCAGCCCAGGACUAAUGUUAGCGUCUCCGUCGAGCUGGUGCUUUGGGAGAGUAUCCCCCGCAACGAGGCUCCUCCUACUUUGAGUCGACCAAAGUUUUUGCAACAGACUCCCACGUUCCGGCUGAGGAGCUUGCAACAUUUGGCUCCGUUUCCUACACAUAUAGCGCGCCCCGAUAGCAAGUAUGUUGCGCAGAAGCAGUGGCCAAAGAAGAGGAGGUCGGGAAAGCCGCCGGCAAAGAAAUCAUCAGCAAGCAAACGAUAG